Molecule: messenger RNA, 1809 nt
Organism: Anopheles aquasalis
Lineage: Eukaryota; Metazoa; Arthropoda; Insecta; Diptera; Culicidae
Gene: Uba4
Product: Ubiquitin-like activating enzyme 4
Biological process (GO): tRNA wobble position uridine thiolation; protein urmylation
Cellular component (GO): cytosol; cytoplasm
Molecular function (GO): URM1 activating enzyme activity; adenylyltransferase activity; thiosulfate-cyanide sulfurtransferase activity
Source: RefSeq, a predicted model, not a curated record
UGAGGCAAGAAAAACAAACGAAAUUUACAAAAAACUCUCGGCUUUUUCAGCCAAAAACGUGUUUAAUAACGUUGGACUACAACGAGUAAAGUAGAACUAGUGUAUUUGCGUUCCUACUGCUGGUCCCCCAAAAUAGUGAUCGAGAGAACGAGAGUGGUGGGGAUAGCGAGGAUCAGGUGAAACGUCAACCGCGUAAACACGGCGCGAUCGCAAACCCAAACCGGAGUCGAUCGUGUGCGGGAGCGGCGACGGCGUGAUCUCCCGGAUAGCGGAUUUCGCGCCACAGCAGGAGAACUCCAGGAUUGCCGGGACCAUGACCGGAGAGCUACCGUCCCCUCCCAUCGCCGCCACCACGGAGGACGGCGCCAUGGAGAUCGAGCUGCUGGAGAACGAUAUACGACGAUUGCGAAAGCAGCUGCAAGAGAAGGUCCAGCAGCUGAAGGCCUUGAAAAAGCAUUUUCAGAAAAACUGUAUAAGCAAGCUGAACAACGAUGAGAUCGCUCGUUACAGUCGUCAGAUCAUUCUGUCCGAGAUUGGCGUCCAGGGGCAGCUGAAGCUGAAGAAGGCAUCCGUGCUGGUGGUCGGAGCCGGUGGGCUUGGUUGCCCUUCGGCGCUCUAUCUGGCGGGAUCGGGCAUCGGAUGUAUCGGUAUCCUGGAUUACGAUGAGGUGGAACUGACCAAUCUACACCGACAGCUGCUCCACACCGAAGCAACCGUGGGCCUGACGAAAGUGGCAUCCGCCCAAGCAGCACUCGAGCAACUCAACUCGCAGAUCGAAAUCGUGAGCCAUCACGCACAACUGACGAGCGAGAAUGCGCUCAAUCUGCUCGCACCGUACGAUGUGGUGGUGGAUGCAACGGACAAUGUGGCCACCCGGUACCUGCUGAACGAUGCGUGCGUCAUGCUGGGCAAACCGCUCGUCUCUGGCAGUGCGCUGCAGCUCGAGGGGCAGCUAACCGUGUACAAUCAUCGCGGUGGACCGUGCUAUCGGUGUCUCUAUCCAACGCCUCCGCCACCCGCCGCCGUAACGAACUGUGGUGACGGUGGAGUGCUCGGUGCGAUCACCGGUGUCAUUGGAGCACUCCAAGCCCUGGAAACCAUCAAGAUCGUGCUCGCGAAUGAUGGCGUUCUCAGCGGUCGGCUGUUGCUGUUCGAUGGGCAGCAGAGUGCGUUUCGCAAUCUGAAGCUACGGCCCCGGAAACCGGGCUGUGCCGUUUGCUCCGAAAAGCCCACCCUGACACAGCUGAUCGAUUAUGAGCAGUUCUGCGGCAUGAAGGCUACCGAUAAGGACUCCGCGGUGACACUUCUCGCACCCGAGGAACGCAUUUCCGUGCGCGAGUAUCACGAUGAAUGGCUGAUGGCGGGGCGGAAGCAUCUGCUGAUCGAUGUGCGUAGUGCCAGCCAGUACGAGAUGUGUCAAUUGCCGGGUUCACCGAUAAACAUUCCGAUCGACGAUAUUCUGCACGAUCGGCGCACCGAGGAAAUCGUCCAGAAGCUGCUGGCUAGCGUUGCUGAUGAGCAGGCGGCGGCAGCGGCGUCGCCUCCACCUUUGUACCUUGUCUGUCGCCGCGGCAACGAUUCGCAGCUGGCUGUACGGCACCUGGAGCCACUGUUUAGGGCACGAAAUCUUCCCGCUCCGCGUGAUCUAAUCGGUGGCCUGCACGCCUGGACCAAGACCAUCGAUCCCGCGUUCCCAAUCUACUAGCCGGGGGAACAAGGUGGGAGAGCGAAAGAGCAUUGUUGUUUAUGUACUCGUUUACCUGUUUUGCAUUUUUGGAAGCACAAUAAAAUCUAAAGAAACGCACAGAA